This is a messenger RNA of Pipra filicauda (Wire-tailed manakin), 7568 nucleotides long. RefSeq names its product activin A receptor type 1C (gene ACVR1C). The coding region runs from base 29 to 1519 and encodes 496 amino acids. Gene Ontology annotation, molecular function: activin receptor activity, type I; ATP binding. The record is from RefSeq and is a predicted model, not a curated record. Gene Ontology annotation, cellular component: activin receptor complex; plasma membrane. The transcript has 10 exons. Gene Ontology annotation, biological process: activin receptor signaling pathway; protein phosphorylation; nervous system development. Lineage: Eukaryota; Metazoa; Chordata; Aves; Passeriformes; Pipridae.
GCGGGAGGAGGACGCGGCUCCCGCGGCCAUGCGGGACCCGCCCGGCCCCGCGCUGCGGGCGGCGCUGCCGCUGCUCGGCGCCGCCGUGUCCCUCUGCACAGGCCUGCAGUGCGUGUGCCAGCUGUGUGAACACACCAACUUCACCUGCCAGACGGAGGGUGCCUGCUGGGCCUCGGUCAUGCUGACCAACGGGCGCGAGGAGGUGGUCAAGUCCUGCGUGUCCCUCCCAGAGCUCAACGCCCAGGUCUUCUGCCACAGCUCCAAGAACAUCACCAAGACCGAGUGCUGCUACACCGACUUCUGCAACAACAUCACCCUCCGCCUGCCCCUCGCGUCGGAGUCCCCGGGCAGGGCCGGCCCCAGGCCCGUGGUGCUGGCGGUGACGGUGGCAGUGCCGGUGUGUGUGCUGGUGCUGGUGGCAGUGCUGGCCGUGUGCACCUCCCGGGGCCGCCGGCGCCGCGCCCGCCGCGGCCACAAACCACCCAACGUGGAGGAGCCCCUGUCCGAGGGCAACCUGGUGAGCUCCGGGAAGACGCUGAGGGAUCUCAUCUAUGACAUGACCACCUCCGGCUCUGGCUCUGGUUUGCCCCUGCUCGUCCAGAGAACCAUCGCCAGGACGAUUGUCCUGCAGGAGAUCGUGGGGAAAGGCCGGUUUGGCGAAGUCUGGCGUGGGAAGUGGUGCGGGGAGGAUGUGGCUGUGAAAAUCUUCUCCUCCAGGGACGAGCGGUCCUGGUUUCGGGAGGCAGAGAUUUACCAGACGGUCAUGCUGAGGCACGAGAACAUCCUGGGCUUCAUCGCUGCCGACAACAAGGAUAACGGGACGUGGACUCAGCUCUGGCUUGUCUCCGAGUACCACGAGCAGGGCUCCCUGUUUGACUACCUGAACAGAGGCACGGUGACAGUGGAGGGCAUGGUCAGGCUGGCACUGUCUGUGGCCAGUGGCCUGGCCCACCUCCACAUGGAGAUCGUCGGCACACAAGGGAAGCCAGCGAUCGCACACCGAGAUCUGAAGUCCAAGAACAUCCUGGUGAAGAGGAACGAGACCUGUGCCAUCGCCGACCUGGGCCUGGCGGUGAAGCACGACUCGGUGCUCAACACCAUCGACAUCCCCCAGAACCCCCGCGUGGGCACCAGGAGGUACAUGGCUCCCGAGAUCCUGGACGACACAAUGAACACGAACAUCUUUGAGUCCUUCAAACGAGCAGACAUUUACUCCCUGGGGCUGGUGUACUGGGAGAUAGCCCGGAGGUGCUGCAUUGGAGGAAUCACUGAGGAAUACCAGUUGCCUUACUACGAUGUUGUGCCUUCUGAUCCUUCAAUAGAAGACAUGAGAAGGGUUGUCUGUGAGCAGAAGCUCAGACCGAAUAUUCCAAACCAGUGGCAAAGCUGUGAGGCGCUGCGGGUGAUGGGCCGGGUGAUGCGGGAGUGCUGGCACGGCAGCGGCGCCGCCCGUCUCACCGCCCUGCGCGUCAAGAAGACCGUCUCGCAGCUCUGCCUGCAGGAGGACUCCAAAGCCUGACCGACCUCCCCGCGCCAGGAGACGGGAAGGAAUUGUGCCGUUCACCUUUCCACGUGUGAUAGUAUUUUUAUUUCUGGUCUACCUCAGAUAAGGUGGUUCAGUAUUGCAGUGCCCGGAGCAGAGCACUGACCUCGAGCGUCGUGUCCGGCCGUGGGAAGAGGCAGCUUGGGACUCGAGUUCGGGUUUGGUACAGCAGGUCCAUGACUCGCUUUGCUUUUGUGAGUAAACUGGACACCAGGCGAGUCACAGGAAGGAGGUUAAAGCAUCACAACAGUGUAAAAAUACCUUUUGCUGUUGCACUUUUCAUCCUCGUCAGACCCCAAAUGCCCUGGAAAUGUCUGGUGUUGGUUAAAGCUGUUUGCAAAAAAAAACCUCAUGUUCUGUCCUCAAACCAAGUAGAAGACCAAAUUUAACCCAGCUUUUUACCUAUUUUUAUGCAAGAAUCUGAAAAGGGGCUAUCAGUAAAAGCAAUUAAAAAAGAUGGAAAUUCCACUUAGCAUGUACCUUGUGAACAAAACCAUUGAGUCAGUUCUCUAUUAAUAUUUAUAUUUAAUGUCUUGGUUUCACAUACAAUAUUAUGGUUAGGGUUUGAGUUGUUUAUUCUGUUCAUUUGUUCGUUGAACAGAUCGACCAAGGAAUAACUUUUCUUUCUAACAGUUUUUAGAAGAAAUAAUAGAGGCAAUACUUUUCCAUUAGUUAUGUAGGGAUGAAGUGGGAGAAAUUCUACCUAAACUGAGAAAAUAUUUAUUUUUAACAAUAUCUUGCUAAUCACUGGUAACAUUUUUUUUAGUGCCUUUUGAUGUGUUGGGGGAAGCUUUAACAAAAGCCAACACAGCCUUUUCAGAGGUUUCUUAUGGAAUUCUGUAACAGCACCAGGCUGGUGACGAGUAUUAUCAUCUCUGAUCAUGUUUCCAUAAUACCACAGCCAUCAAAGCGAGGUGUUGUAUCAGAAUUCACUGAUGUUCUGGCAUUUUGUGAACUGAUGCUUCUGCCCCACUCCAUGGCCCAUGUAUUUGAAUAUAGUGUUCUAAUAUAUUUAAUAGCCAAAAUUAUACAUUUCAUAAUCAUAUGGUUCUUUAAAUCUUUAAAUCCAGCUGGUCCAUGGAAAUUAAGCCCAAAGAUGUUUCCAGAAUAGCAGAGCUCUGAAAAAAUCUUGUGUAGCCCACGCAGCUCCAUUGCAGUCAGUUGUUGGCUGAUCACAGAUUGUCAGAUCAAUCUCUGGGGUAAAAUCUCUUUAAUUGGAACUGUUGCAGGGGAAAAUGGGUUAAACUUUUACUGAGUGGGGUGGUCUGUAGUAUCAGCACUCUGGGUUUCUUCCUGACACACAUCUCCAGGAGCUGUGGAUCCUUUAUGGCUGUUAAUUGCCCGUAAAUAGGCUCUGAUGCAAUUUACCUGUUUGCACGGGUGCUUGUGUUAAACAAUGUGGGUCUUUCUGUGGUCUGGAGCUGAGCAGUGGAGAAUAUUUCCCUUAAAUUACUGGUAGAUUUUUCUCCAAUGUGGUUUCUGAGAUAUAAUCAAAGGUGUCUCAGAGAUUUGGGCCAGAUUGGAUGGGGCUUGGAGCAACCUGGUCUGGUGGAAGGUGUCCCUGCCCAUGGCAGGGAAGGGAACGAGAUGGGCUUUAAGGUCCCUUCCAAGCCAAGCCAUCCUGUGAUUUAAUUCUUAUGUGCUUCAACUGCAUGAACUACCCUGUAAAGCUCAGUAGAUGUGACUUUCUAGGCUGUUGGAGGAGUAAUUUUAGCAUGAUCCAAAGCAUGGUGCUGACUUGUGUAUCAAAACAUUUGCAAACCUAAGAUCCAGCAUUUGUUCUUGUAGUACUUAAGUUGAAAAAAAUUCCUUAUCUUAGAAAGGAACAAUCGAAGAUACUUUUUUUUUAAGUGGGAAAAGGGUUUCAGUUUUCAGUUGCCGUUCUGGAGUCUCUGAAGGUUGUUGUUCAGCCCUAUAAUUUGAACAAGACCCUUUUGGGCCUGGCUGGGAGGUGUGGGUGGAGGAUUCUCAGGCUCAAUGCCCUUGCACAGCUCCAGCCCCAGGGAUACUUUAACCCUUUCCCUGCACAUAUCUCAUGGUAUCAGACAUUAUAGUCUGUUUGUCCUGGCGUUUCACCUAACUCAGUAUUUUUGCACUGGUUUUCUUUUUUCUUUUGUUGUUGAGAGGCGAAUGUGUAUUUUGGUGAACCAGAGUUAAAACAUAACCGAACCAAGGGCUGAUGAUGUUGUAUUGAGCUCUGAAAUGUUUGCAAACUCUACAUUCCUUUAAAAAAACCCAAAGAACCAUUGUUUUAGUGGCCUUUCCCCUCCAUGUGGAUCUGUCCAGUUCUAAUUUAAGCACAGAGGUUAUGCCAAGACACUUCUGUGCGUUUUAGGGAGGCUUAGGUUUCCUCAGAGGUUACAAUGUUCCCGCUAAUCUUCACUUAAAGCACAAGUUCUUAAACUCAUAAAAAUUUUCAAGGUCAAGGAUGCUCAAACCCCAUCACCACAUUCAGCCUCUCCUAAUUGAUGCUUCUAGUUGGAAGGAGUUACUAAUAUUUUAUAGUUUGCUUCUAAUAACAACCUAAAGCUUAAUGCAGGGAUUAUGGACUGAAAGGGAAAGUUAAUUAAUGUUUCCUCGAGCACCGAAUUGUUUUGUGUUUCCUGAGCUGCUGCCCCCAGGCACCCCUCGAGAAAUUCAGGCUGUAAUCUCCUCUGCACUUUGGUACUUUUAUUAUUUGCACUUAACCAAGGUCGUUCCCUCGUGUAACCCUAUAAUGAACCCUACAAUAUUUUAGUCGUUGCUAUGUCACUUCUUUUCUUGGUAAUAAAUUCAGGAGUUAUAGAUGAAUUUAUUUAGAAAUAUGUCCAGUCCCUACUACAAUAGGUCUGGACUUUGAGCAGGCCACGUUCUUGUCUCAGUCCCUGUCUGCCCAGAGCUCCUGUGCCACUGGUGGACUGGGGGCUGUCCCCAGCAGGGGUGUCCUGGGGGCCGGAGGGUUCACAGGCACAGAGGAACAACCUCAUUUUUGUGUUCCUGAAGGUGAUGGCCCAACUCCCCCUGCUGUGGUUCCAUGGGGGUCUGUGAGGCUGUUCUGGGGCUGUCCUUGAGGUGUCCUUGGGGAGUCCUCCCCCAGCAGCACCGGGAGCCAGUCCCCUGCCCUGCCCUGCGCUGUGUGUCUGUGAUUCCAGGAGCAUCCCCACGGGCUGUGGUACCCCGAUCCCCCAAAAGCUUUUAGGGACAGAUGUCCAAGUUCUGCUCUAACAGGCAGAGCAGUUUAUGAAUGUACAGGGAGUAAGACUGAGGUACAAUAUAUUUCUGCAGAAUAUAAGAAAUGUGCAAUAAGUUGUAGCUUACACUGAAUGUAUUUUUGGAUGAAUGGACUAGAUGUAUUUUGGAUGUAGCUGUGACGUUUGUGUCUAAACCUGCUGCUGUUCUCAGUUCCUAAAGAGAAAUGUGUCAUAUUUUGUCAAUCUGCAAACCACUUCCUGAGUUGUCUGUUUUUAAAAGAAGCAUUAAUAUUUUACCUGGAACAUUGUAGUAUUUCUGAAAUAAGUAGAGUGGUGGCAGUGCUCAACCCUCGUCUUGUGAAAUACGUGAUCUGUGUACACUGCAGAGUUAUUUUUAAAACUAUUGCUAAAGUUAUUGCUUGAUAUUGCAGCUGCCUGGAUGUAAAUAAUGGUUUAGCUGUUGUAUUUUGUACGCGGAUUUUUCACCCCACAUACUUUGGGGAAGACGUGGCUAUUUUAAUAAAUUCAGUGUACUCUGCCCUGGUGUUCCUGUGAAGUGUAAAAUUGUUUCUGUGAGGGCAGAAGGGUUGAGCCUGUUCCAGGUAACUUGUAGAUGUUGGAGGUUUCAAACUGAAGCAAAGUUCCUCUGCCAGCAUGUGCCCCCAGCCCCUUUCCUGGCUGUGCUGGGCUGGAGGACGCUUCCCAGGGCUCCCAAGGUUCUGCAGGGACUGGGAAUGGGCAUGUUCCUGGCAGCCACUGCUUCCUCGACUUCCCAUCACUGUUCCCGGCUGACGUGUGGCAAAAUGAGCAGUAAGUCCUGCCUGGAGGGGCAUCCAACACCCCUCCCAGGCUGCUGUGCUGGUGGGCAGUGCUGGGGCAAGAGCUCUGCUCCUUCUGGCACCUGCUCGUCCUGGUGUUUGUUGGACACGGUGACACACGAACAUCCAGCUCCUGCUGCCAGCUGUGCUUGUUCUGGAUGAGGUGGAAACAGCUGCAGGCCCUGGUGCUGAGCUGGAGCACUCCCUGUGCCCUCCUGCUUCCCUGCCUGGGACACAGCCCAUGCUGUCCCACACUGAGCAGCCUUCCCAGAGAAGGGCUGGUGGCUUGUACCCGUAGGGACCUUCGCUCAGGGCUCUGCACCCACACCCGUGUGAGCUCUGACUGAGCUCCCUGUCAUACAACACUCCCUGCAUUUGUUCUUCCAGCUAUUGGUGUAAACCUGAGUGGGACCUGCUCACCCUGAGCACCUCAGUGCUAGUCUGUGUGCUUGAAAAUGCCCCUGACGUAGCCACAAUCUGGGGGUUUAAAUCAGGUUUUAUUUGAAUUUCAGGCAUGUCAAAAUGAAAUCUGCCACGCUGUGACCCAAGAAACUUUUGUGGCUUUUGAAAGAAACUGUGGGCUUUUAUUUUUUUUCCUUAAAAAGACCACUGUAUUAUAGCAAUUACUUGUGAAUUCUUGCUCUUUGGUCCCAGUGUAUCUCCAGGAAGGCGGCAUUCCACGGUGCUGGCUGUGCAGAUUUGGCAGUCGGGGCUCUGGAGCGGAUCCCGACGGAACGGCAGCAGCCGGUGGCUCAUCGGUGAACGUCGGCUGCCAUCCCCUGGCCACCGCCGCGCCGGGUGGGCGUCUGUCGCACGGGAGAGCAGUGCUGCGUUUCCAGCAGCCUGGGAAAUUCCUGUUUCCCAGAAACACCCUUCUCCAGCACACCUGGGUGGAGGAGGAGCUGCCCCUGUGAGCCAGGUGGGUGCUGUGCCCUGGCCGCUGCAUCCCGGCUCGGUGGCAGCAGAACACCACGGGCUGUCACCUGGGGAGAGGUGUUCAGGUGUUCAUGAGAAAUCGCUCGGUGGAGGGUUUGGGAUAAUUCCUCGUUACCCUGUUGGGUAAACCGACUCCCCAGGAGCCAUUGGAGCACAGCUGGUAGCACAGGAGAGGAGCCAGCUCCCGGGUCCCUGAGGGUUUGUGUCCUGCAGAGGAUGGCUCCUCUCUCCUUCCUUCUGCCCUGGUAAGCUUGUUUACAGAUGAGUCACUGGGUUUCAGGAACGUCAGAGAGGGCUGCCGGAGGAACCGAAAUGUGCUUUGUUUGUUACCAAAGCACUCACCGGGGGGACCGUGAGCAGGAAAAGGGGAAGCGGCUUUGAGUCACCCGCUCUCCGCAUUGCUCAGCGUGCAAGUCAGGAGAUGCCCCUCUGGGCUACAGCUGCUUCUCUCAGGAAAAAGGAGAGAGCUUUCCCCCUCUCCUGCAGUGCUUUUUAAACAUCUAUUUUCUGCACCUUAACCCAGAGGGGUUCCCCCAAGGAACUCGAGAUGAAGGACAGACCUUUAAACUCGUUGCUGCAGAGCUGCUGUGGUGUGCAACACUUCCCUGUCCCCAUCGAGGCACAGGGACUGCAGGGACUCCUCUACACAUCAGCCACCAAUUCUCCUCCAGGUGUGUGGAGCAGAUGUUUCCUGACAGGAUGUUUCUCUGCUGCAAGAUGCCAGGUUUUUGAGGGAUGAACAUUUAGGAUGGGGAUGUACUGACACUUCAGCCAUCCAGGGCAAUGAGUGGAUCCCCUGGAUCACCAUGCCAACAUUUUCCUGGCACUAAGAGCUCCUCUGCACCAGCAAAUGUCAGACACCUCCUCCAUGGACACCCAUCCCUGCACCUCUGUGUUGAGCUGUCGUGACAGCACUUGCCAGCCUGCACUGAACUUCCUCAUGGCUGGCAGAGACAGAACCCCCUCACCCCACAGUCCUGGCUGCCCCCUCCUCUCCCUGUGCCCUUGCCAGCCUUUCCUCCCAGGACUGGGGGUCCCAGGUGUGUGCAGCACUAUCUUGAAAAGGUGAAGAAAAAGGCUUUACUCAGAAAAUGACUGUAA